UUUAUUUGCAUUGUUAUUUCUGUUAGGCAUACAAAUCUAUACUCAUAGAGUUAUAUAAUUUGACCAGAUUGACAACAUCAUGGUGUCACUGUCCGGAAACUCUGUGUAUCCCCUCGAUGUCCUCCCUGUGUUGUUGUGUCUGCUGACAGUAUCCCAGGCAUACGUUAAUGUCGCCCUCAACAAACCAUCAUACCAACAGAACCCAUUGUGUGGCGACGCCAGUAACGCUGUAGACGGACGUAAAUCAGACCUGAGUGUAUUGGAAGGUCAAUGUGCGUCAUCACGGUAUGGACAAACCGCCACCUGGUGGGUGAACCUGACCACCAUCCACAGCAUCCACCACAUCACCAUCUACUUCAGGACGGACAAUCAACCAUGGGGUCCUUCUAAUGGGAACACUAAGUAUUUCCUUGGAUUCUCUUUGUACGUCUCCAAUACAACAGACAGACUACAGGGAACACUGUGUUACAAGGACGACAACUUUACACUAGACACCAUACCUGCUGUCUUCACCACCAUAUGUCCUAUACAUGGACAGUACGUCAUCUACUACAACGAGAGACUACAACGAGUUAGCUAUCCUUACUAUUACUCUAAUAAAGUUGCCAGUGACCUCUGUGAAGUGGAGGUGUAUGGAUGUCCCGCUACCGGAUAUUUUGGGUCCAACUGUUCCGUUCCCUGUCCAGACAUUAACUGUCAGUACUGUCACAUAAAGACGGGCACCUGUCAGGGCUGUAAACCUGGAUACAAAAGUCACCGAUGUGAAAUCACUUGUGAAGAAGGAACAUAUGGUGCUGGCUGCAUAGAAACAUGUGGACUCUGUCGUGACGUAAACCAGUGCUCCAUCAACAACGGGACUUGCUUAACUGGGUGUGAUGCUGGUUUUAAAGGAGACUUGUGUAAAAUUGCUUGUGACAAAGGGUCGUAUGGCUACUCCUGCAAAGAAACAUGUGGACAUUGUCGUAACAAAUACCAUUGUUCCAUCAUCAGUGGAUGGUGUCUGACUGGAUGUGACCCUGGUUAUCAAGGAUACUUGUGUAAAACAUCAUGUGACAUAGGGUCGUAUGGUUCUGAAUGCAAAGAAACAUGUGGACACUGUUGUGACGGAAACCAGUGCUCCAUCAACAAUGGGACUUGCUUAACUGGGUGUGAUGCUGGUUUUAAAGGAGACUUGUGUAAAUCUACUUGUGACAGAGGGUCGUAUGGCUACUCCUGCAAAGAAACAUGUGGACAUUGUCUUAACGUAAGCCAGUGUUCCAACAUCAAUGGAUGGUGUCUGACUGGAUGUAAUCCUGGUUAUCAAGGAGACCUGUGUAAAACAUCCUGUGACAGAGGGUCGUAUGGUUCUGAAUGCAAUGAAACAUGUGGACAUUGUCGUGACGUAAGCCAGUGCUCCAUCAACAAUGGGACUUGCUUAACUGGGUGUGAUGCUGGUUUUAAAGGAGACUUGUGUAAAACUACUUGCGAAAGGGGAACCUAUGGUGCUGGUUGCAAAGAAACAUGUGGACACUGUCGUGACGGAAACCAGUGCUCCAUCAACAAUGGGACUUGCUUAACUGGGUGUGAUGCUGGUUUUAAAGAAGACUUGUGUAAAAUUGCUUGUGACAGAGGGUCGUAUGGCUACUCCUGCAAAGAAACAUGUGGACAUUGUCGUGACGAAAGCCAGUGUUCCAACAUCAGUGGAUGGUGUCUGACUGGAUGUGAUGCUGGUUAUCAAGGCGACUUGUGUAAAACAUCAUGUGACAGAGGGUCGUAUGGUUCUGAAUGCAAUGAAACAUGUGGACAUUGUCGUGACGUAGACCAUUGUUCCAAUAUUAAUGGGACGUGUUUGACUGGAUGUGAUGCUGACUAUCAAGGAGACUUGUGUAAAACUUUUUGCCCCGUUGGAUAUUUUGGACAAGACUGUUCUGUGACAUGUAUCAACAGUUAUACCUGUAGUGGCUGUAACGAUGUCAGUGGUUCAUGUGAUUAUGGCUGCCGUCCUGGCUGGAUAGGAUACUUCUGUCAAAAAAUAAUGCAAGAAAGAAGUAAAGUUCGAAGACUUGGGGUAGACAAAAGUGGACGUUAA
This is a messenger RNA of Magallana angulata, 2068 nucleotides long. RefSeq names its product multiple epidermal growth factor-like domains protein 10. The coding region runs from base 80 to 2068 and encodes 662 amino acids. Gene Ontology annotation, molecular function: scavenger receptor activity. The record is from RefSeq and is a predicted model, not a curated record. NCBI's taxonomy places the organism in Eukaryota, Metazoa, Mollusca, Bivalvia, Ostreida, Ostreidae. The transcript is spliced from 14 exons.